AUGCUCUCUGAGCUCCCAUCGGAGAUCAUCUAUCAAAUUGCGACGUAUCUCCCGACUGCCAAUGCAUUAGCCCAUUUGUCGCAGACAUGUCACAGACUGCACGGCAUUAUCACUGCUGAAAAUUCUCGGAUCUUCCGAGCCUUUGUGCGAAGCAGAUUUCCGUCUAUUGAGACACCGCCAUUCUGGAAAGAUGCGGCACAAGCUUUAACUUCUAGGUCCCGGGCCCUGGACAGAAAAGCCAUUAUCGGUCGAUUUGUUGUGCCACCUGAAACUGCGACCAAGAUCGGCUCGCAUGAAGUGACUCGCCAAGACAAUCCGACCCUCGGGUACAGACCUUCAAUUGAUUCUUACGAGAUCUGGAAUGGCCAGCGUUGGGCUAAUAGGAAAGAGGUUCUUGCCUGGGGUGCUGCCAACCAGCUUGUGAUGAGGAUCAAGCAAACCGGUGCUCGCUCACAAGAAGACUGGCUUGUGUUCAAUGAUGUUGAUCAUAUUAGCAGCUAUGAUGACAUUUGUUCUCUGCAUCUUUUGUCCUCGGGGAAUCAAUACAGCAACGAUACCGACGUGGAGCAUCUGAUCUUUGGUCGGGUUAGAGGUGACAUUGCUCAUCUUGCCAUAUCUCCCAAUGAAGGAAAAUUUGAGUACAAGCAGAAAUUCAUGGCACAUGGACUCAGACUCGAUAAAACAGAUUUGAUCAGUGACACGGAUUCUACUUUGGCUGCUCAUUUCGAAAAUGGAUCCAUCGCUUUCUACCAUACCGAGACCGACGAAGAGCAAAUCGAGCCUUUCACAUGGAUUUUGCCAGAAGCCUCCUCACGAACCAACUACUCCAAACUGCUAUCCUCAUCACUAGUAGCAGUGGGAACUGGAAAUGUGGAAAACUCCAUGUCUAUCUCGAAAAUCACACCAGAUGGGGUCUCCGCAUAUCGACAAAUCGGAAUCGGUUCUCUAGAUACCGACUCUACAAGCCUCAGAUCAAAGGCCAACAUCGGUGCCAUCGAGCCUCUCAAUAACCACAACCUCACAGGCUGCCCCGGCGAAGUCUUCCUAGCUGCCUGGGACGACCACACCGUCAGACUCCAUGACCUGCGCUCCCCAGAGCCCUACGAAGUCUCCUACAAAGACCUCACAGACCUCAGUCCGAUCUACAGCCUCCACGCCUUCGGACAUGAGCGCUUUCUAGCCGGAGCUGGUGGCGAAGCCUUGGUCAAGAUCUUCGACCUGCGCAUGUGCAACACAUACAGUUACCUCGAUGCACAAAUACCCGCCUCGCAAUCGCCGAGCACACAAACUACAACAAAUAUCAAAUCCAGCACCAUGCCCAGAACGAGAGCACAAUCCAAUUCUAAAAAGGGCUUCUCGAUCUUCCUUUCCUACCACCCACCCCCUACAUUCCUCCAGCAAACCCCAGCCCCAACCCGAAACCGCCAAAGAGGUCCUUACCGAGGCCCCAUCUACACAAUGUCUUCGCCCUCGCCCUCUUCGCCAAUCGUAUACACCGGCAUCGUAGACGGGGUGGUUCAACUCGACUUUGCAUCUACGGAUGACCUAACCGGUCCGCAGAGAGAGUGGUACGAGGCUAAUCUGGACCUGGGCGUGAACACGGGUUCCGAUGUCUUACCGCGCUGGAACGCCGAACCGUUCAAUUUGGCUGGCUACGAGCGCCCAGAUGAAGAUGACUCUGCUACUACUUGUAAGCUGAGGAAUCAGCGCGCGUUUAGGGAUCUUGGACCUGAGGAUAUGGCUAGUGAGACGCAUGCCGGUUGGGAUUGUAGGUGGGAGACUUUGGAGGAGCCUGGAGCUUGGAGGAGGCGGGAUGAGUAA
Molecule: messenger RNA, 1821 nt
Organism: Penicillium robsamsonii
Lineage: Eukaryota; Fungi; Ascomycota; Eurotiomycetes; Eurotiales; Aspergillaceae
Product: F-box protein
Exons: 1
Coding region: 1-1821 (606 amino acids)
Molecular function (GO): protein binding
Source: RefSeq, a predicted model, not a curated record